AUGGAUUUGCUGAAGGAUUAUGCCCACAGCGAUGAAGAAAUGUCAGAUGAUGAACCCGAGAAACCUCUCACCAUUGAGAACUGUAAAUCCUUAGCGCUUCCAUCUUUGAGUGCCGGGCCAAGUAAUCCAUUCAAAUCAGAAAACCAAAAAGCUCCUAAGAAUACCCUUACUGGUUUUGUGGAGCCUGCCCACAUCAACGAUUUCCAUUUUACUCGUGAACUGCGUAGUUUCGAUACUUUGGGAUAUGCGCGCAAUCCUACAGCUGAUCAGAGUUAG
Cylicostephanus goldi is the source of this 276-nucleotide messenger RNA. NCBI's taxonomy places the organism in Eukaryota, Metazoa, Nematoda, Chromadorea, Rhabditida, Strongylidae. The record is from the annotation of a GenBank genome assembly.